CGCGCUCAGUUGAUCGAUAUCUUCUGCAUCAGUACCUGCGAGAUUGCACCAUCCGACUUCACACGCUUCUUACACCAUGGGAAUCAGAAUCGAACGCGCCGGUCCGGAAGACUCAAAUGUCUGCGUGGAACUGGGCUUCAAAGCGUUUCAAAACGACCUUUUGAAUCGAUCGGUUUUGCCAGAAAACGUUACUCCAGAACAGGAGAGAGAAUACAUCGAAUGGAGGAAGUCAAUAUUUCGAAGGCGACUGGAGGGCGAGAACCGACAUUGGUUGAUGGCCGUAGAUGAAUCCACUGGCGAGGUCUUGGGAUAUGCAGGCUGGAGUGGCCCGGCCGCGAAGCCUGUGGGGCAUCCUCCGGAGGAAGGUCGACCCGCAUUCGUUAACAUGAAACCUUUCGACGCUCUCUUGAGUGCCAUUGAGGAAGCUCAGAAGGAACUUGGAUAUGCUGAUCGCACCGAUUACUGGUACUUGCAAAGUUUUGCCGUUCAUCCGGAUCACUGGGGCAAAGGAGUGGCCGGAAAGCUGCUACAGUAUUCCAUGCAAGAGCUGAUCGACCGUGACGGACGGGAUGCCAUCCUCGAAUCGACCCCGAUGGCGAAGAGGACAUAUGCUCGAUGGGGCUUCCAGGAGGUCAAAGAGCUUCCGCUGAUGAACGGAGCGUACAUCUCGACAGUCAUGAUACGCCCAGCACAGAAGAAGGCGACUGAGGUCGCGGUGAACGGCGAUUCAUGAGAGGCAUCCCUAGCAGGAAGCCGUUCACGCGGGAAUGUCGCCGCCGAACCCGACAG
Molecule: messenger RNA, 789 nt
Organism: Cercospora beticola
Lineage: Eukaryota; Fungi; Ascomycota; Dothideomycetes; Mycosphaerellales; Mycosphaerellaceae
Product: GNAT family N-acetyltransferase
Molecular function (GO): acyltransferase activity, transferring groups other than amino-acyl groups
Source: RefSeq, a predicted model, not a curated record